Messenger RNA from Selaginella moellendorffii, 1473 nucleotides. RefSeq names its product pentatricopeptide repeat-containing protein At4g02750-like. The transcript has 3 exons. NCBI's taxonomy places the organism in Eukaryota, Viridiplantae, Streptophyta, Lycopodiopsida, Selaginellales, Selaginellaceae. Gene Ontology annotation, molecular function: RNA binding; protein binding. The record is from RefSeq and is a predicted model, not a curated record. Gene Ontology annotation, biological process: RNA modification. The coding region runs from base 1 to 1473 and encodes 490 amino acids.
AUGCCCGGCGGGCGCUGCGUCGUGUCGUGGACGACGAUCCUCUCGUCGUGCUCGCAGAGCCGGCACCUGGACGACGCGAGGGCGAUCUUUGCCAGGAUGCCGCAGCACGACCCAAUCUCCUGGAACGCGAUGAUCUCUGCGCUGGGACACAACGGCCGGAUCCGCGAGGCCGAGGAGCUCUUCGCGGCGCUGGGCGUGAAGAGCGUCUCGUCGUGCAACGCGAUGAUCGUCGCGUACGCAGAGAGCGGGAAUCUUGAAGAUGCGAGGCGGAUUUUUAACGGGAUGAUGGAUAGGAGCCCGGCGACGUGGGGCAGCAUGGUUCUAGCAUAUGCCCAGAGCGGGCAUGUCCGCGAGGCACAGCGGCUCUUCCACAGUAUGCCCGUCAAGGACAUGGUGGCAUGGAACUCCCUCAUGACGGCCUUCUCCCGGAGCGAGGACGAGGACGAGCGCCGCGAGGCUCUGCGUGUCUUCGGUGCGAUGGAGUCACCGAGCUCCGGGCUGGUCCCUAACGAGCACAGCUACAUGGCGGUGCUGGAGUCCUGCGGGAAGCUUGGAGCUCUCGCGGAGGGGCGCGAGAUCCACGCCAGGAUUGCCAAGCGCGGCUUUGAUGCCUGCGAUCUCGUGGCGGCGAGUUUGAUUGAGAUGUAUGGGCGGUGCGGCAGCGUGGACGAGGCGGUCGCGGUGCUGGAUCAGACGCGAUCGCUGGGGCGCUCGGUGUGGAGCGCGGCGAUCUGCGCGCUGGGACAGAACGGGAUUGGGGGUGCGGCGCUGUGGCUGCUCCAGAGGAUGCAGCUCCAGGGGAUCGAGGUGGACGCCAGUAGCACUUUCGUGAGCUUGCUGGCAGCGUGCAGCCAUGGAGGGAUGCUGCGCGAGGGAGUGGAGCUGUUUCGAUCUAUGGUGGGCGAUUUUGGAGUGGAGCCCGUGUUGGAGCAUUUCUUGUGCCUGGUGGAUUUGCUGGGGCGGGCGGGGCAAUUGGAUCGAGCGCUGGAGCUGGUGACAAGCAUGCCAUACCAGGCGGAUGCCGUGGCUUGGGUCAGCUUGCUCAGUGCUUGCAGUGUCCAUGCUGAUAAGGCGAGAGGGGCGCUUGCUACUUCGAGCUUGCUGGAGAUCGAUAGAAGCGAUGCCGCUAGUUACUUUGUUGAUGAAAAAAGUGCUGGUAAAGUGGAGGCCAUGGGGAAGGGUGGUGUAUUUGAGAAGGUUAAUGAAACAGGAGCCAACAUGGAUAAAUGUGAGAGACAUGGUAAGAGUGAGUUUGUUGUAGCCACAGCCAUAGGGGAUGUAGAGGCCAUCAACAACGGAUCACGUAGGCUGCGUAGUUUCUAUUGGGGCAGUUGCCAGAGGCACAUAUCUGUGACUGGUGCUACAGUGGACCAUGUAGCCGUUGACAGUGGUGCCCAGACAGGUCGUGAAGCCAAGUGUCAUUCCUCUGUAAGUGCCAGAAUUCAGGAGAAGCUGGUGGAGACUGGGUCGUGA